CCGGACCAAAGUGGUCUUCUUUUAAAUACAAUAUUGUGAAUUAUAUUUGUAUGUCAUAAAUCAUUAUCAACUGUGACAUUAUGAGAGGGUUUAUAAUAGUGGUUACAAUUAUACAUUCAUGUAUAAUAUCAAAAGCUCAAGAUAAGAUACAAUUUGCUAAAACUAAUGAAGAAAAAGCUACAGAAACCAAUUUAAAAUGCGGUGUAACCAAUCCUAGCGGUCUGGUAUUCCGUUUCGGAGAAAUGCUGGCUGACUUUGGUGAAUAUCCAUGGAUGGUCGCAAUUAUUAAAAAAUCGGACACGCCGUCGACUCAAUGGUCUGACAAAGAUUACCUCAAUGGCGGCACUCUGAUACAUACCUCCGUAGUACUCACCAGCUCAUAUGGCCUUGAAAAAAUAAAACCAAAUGAGAUCAAAUGCCGGGCGGGUGAAUGGCACAAAACCGCAGAAGAUGAAGACUAUGUCCAUCAGGAAAGGAACGUACGCAGAAUUGUUAUCCAUAAAGAUUAUUUUAAGGAUUCGUUUUAUAAUGCAAUUAGUAUGGUAUUUCUGGAACAACCCUUCGAUUUAAAUGAUGCGCCGCACGUGGGCGUAGCGUGUGUGGGUCCAACGCUACCCGAGCCGGGAACUAAGUGCUUUGGCACUGGAUGGGGCAUGUCCGCUGUCUCUGGAAAGUCUGAUAUACUAAAGAAGAUACCGGUAAAUCUUUUGAGUGCUGAUGAUUGCGAAACGAAAAUGCGAAAAACAAGACUCGGAAAGAUAUACCGAUUACACGAUAGUCUCACUUGCGCAGGCUCAGCUGAUGAUACUUGUAAGGGAGACUUGGGGGCGCCACUUGUCUGUCCCGUUAAGGAUGAUAGUACAAGAUACGUAUUGUAUGGAAUGAGCGCGUUCCGUAUCCAUGAAGAGGGCGCCCCUUGCAUUUAUGUCAAAGUUCCCGCCUUUUAUGAUUGGAUAGGAGAGCGCAUGGGCGAAGAAGGAUUUAACUCCAGUACAUAUACUUACGUGCCAUAAAUUAUAUAGUAAUUUUGAUAUAGAUAAAAAAAAA
This is a messenger RNA of Papilio xuthus (Asian swallowtail), 1047 nucleotides long. The record is from RefSeq and is a predicted model, not a curated record. Lineage: Eukaryota; Metazoa; Arthropoda; Insecta; Lepidoptera; Papilionidae.